This is a messenger RNA of Paramuricea clavata, 1113 nucleotides long. The record is from the annotation of a GenBank genome assembly. NCBI's taxonomy places the organism in Eukaryota, Metazoa, Cnidaria, Anthozoa, Malacalcyonacea, Plexauridae.
AUGCCGGUAAACAAAACGAACAUUUUACCAAGGGCUGUAAUCGACAUCAAUCGAUACUCGAGCUUCAUUCGCUUAAUGAGAUUUACUGCGUUCAUUCGCCGUGUAGUCAACAAAAAAUACCUAUUCACUUCAACGCCACAAACGGUUGAUGAAUUACACAAAGCUGAAACAUGGUGGUUCAAGAAAGUUCAGUCUGAAAUGUUCUCUGAAGUCAUCGCUGUACUUAAGAAAGGAAAACAACUAUCCAAUAAACACUAUCUAAAACCUCUAAAUCCAUUUCUCGACUCUGAGGGUUUGCUGAGAGUUGGUGGACGCCUUUCACAAUCACAACUAGAAUUUGACUCACGUCACCCUUUAAUUCUCCAUGGAAAACAUCGACUUACCACCUUGCUUGUCGAACAUGAACACAAACGAUUGUGCCAUGUAGGACCUAAACUGGUCUUAGGAACACUUCAACAGCGCUAUCAUAUUAUCAGUGCUAGAAAGAUUGUUCGAAAGUGCACUCGUGAAUGCGUGAUCUGUCGGCGUAUAUUUCCAAAGGUUUCCGCACAGCUAAUGAGUCAACUCCCAAAAGAAAGAGUUAAUCCAUCAUUCGCAAGCGAAAUGGUCUCAGUUGAUUAUGCUGGUCCUGUUUUCAUCAAAGCUGGAUCCAAACAAAAUCCUGCCAUAUAGAACUAGUGUUUGAUUUAACAGCUGAAGCAUUUGUCGCAGCACUACGUCGAUUCGUGGCGAGACGAGGAAAACCACGUCAAAUUUGGAGUGACAAUGCAACAUGUUUUACUCGAGCAAAUAAAGAUCUCAAGGAUUUUUAUGACUACUUAAAGGAAGCAGAGACACGAGCGACUAUUGCCAAUUUUUGUUCUACACAAGCCAUACAGUGGAAAUUCAGCCCCCCUACAGGCCCUCAUCAUGGCUCAGUAUGGGAAAACGGUGUCAAGGCAUGCAAGUAUCAUCUCAAGAGGAUUGUUGGUGAAACUAAACUGAACUUUGAAGAACUGACUACGUGUCUAUGCCAAAUCGAAGCCUGCUCGAACUCUAGACCGAUUGCUGCUUCUAUCAACAGUAACGACGAUGAUGGGAUUGCUCCGUUAACCCUUGGUCAUUUUCCAAUUG